AAAAGGAAAAAGAAAUGUAAAGCCCAAUCGCUUUCGGCAACAUGGAGUAGACUGUGUCAACUUCCUGCCUGUAAACUGUAGAGGCAGAGAAGAAGAGAAGACCACUCCCAGUGGUUCGGUGUGGAGAGCGUCGUUGUUGUUCAUCUCCGGUUGCAAUUAGGGUUUGAAUCAGUAAAUCGAUAAAUCGGCUUGGUGCUGCAUCUGAGAUUGAGAAUGAGAUCCUUUCCACUGCAUUCCAUCUGCUGACAAUGGGCAACUGCGGUACUAGAGACGAGGCUGCUGUCUUCACUCCUCAAGCUCAAGAAACCACAGCUCCCCUGUCUUGGUCUAGAAGGAUGAUGAUUGCUCUUGGAGCGGCGAAAGGGCUUGCUUUCCUCCACAACGCUGAAAGACCGGUUAUUUAUCGGGAUUUCAAGACAUCCAAUAUACUGCUUGACUCGGACUACACAGCCAAGCUUUCAGAUUUUGGGUUAGCUAAAGCUGGGCCCCAGGGUGAUGAAACCCAUGUAUCAACUCGAGUGAUGGGUACUUAUGGCUAUGCUGCCCCAGAAUAUGUGAUGACUGGAAGAAAAUCAGUGGACAAGACAAGACCUAGCAAAGAGCAGAACCUGGUUGAUUGGGCUCGGCCGAAGCUGAAUGAUAAAAGAAAGCUGCUGCAAAUAAUUGACCCGAGGCUGGAGAACCAAUACUCUGUCAGGGCAGCUCAGAAGGCAUGCAGUUUGGCGUAUUACUGUCUUAGCCAGAACCCGAAAGCUAGGCCAUUGAUGAGUGAUGUGUUGGAGAAGAAAAUGUGGCCAGCGGAGGACGGGGAUGGAUGGACUCCAGAGGAGUAUGGAGGAGGUAAGCUUGAUGAGCCGUUGGAGUUGGAGCUAUGCUUUUAG
Messenger RNA from Thlaspi arvense, 881 nucleotides. The record is from the annotation of a GenBank genome assembly. NCBI's taxonomy places the organism in Eukaryota, Viridiplantae, Streptophyta, Magnoliopsida, Brassicales, Brassicaceae.